Messenger RNA from Arachis duranensis, 1262 nucleotides. RefSeq names its product triosephosphate isomerase, chloroplastic. Gene Ontology annotation, biological process: glyceraldehyde-3-phosphate biosynthetic process; glycerol catabolic process; glycolytic process. Gene Ontology annotation, molecular function: triose-phosphate isomerase activity. Lineage: Eukaryota; Viridiplantae; Streptophyta; Magnoliopsida; Fabales; Fabaceae. The record is from RefSeq and is a predicted model, not a curated record. Gene Ontology annotation, cellular component: cytosol.
UACUUUGGUGGUAGGUAAAGAGAUGUAGAAAGGGUGUGUCGCCAACAAAAACGAAACCAAUCCAAAACUAGAAAUUAUAGCUGUUUUGGUUGGUACCUGAACCUACAACACGCCUCAACCACCCAAACACUUCCAUAGCCAUGGCUGCAACCUCAUCAUCACUCGCUUCUCAUCUCUCCAUUGGCCUUCGCCGCCAUUCCCCGAAGCUCGAUUCUCUCGGCUCUCAACCUUCUCUCUCUGCCACUCACUCCUUCUUCGACACUGUUCACUCCAACCUUCUUUGUUGGUGGCAAUUGGAAGUGUAAUGGAACAAAAGACUCCAUCAGUAAACUUGUCUCUGACUUGAACAGUGCGAAAUUGGAGGCUGAUGUUGAUGUUGUCGUUGCGCCUCCCUUUGUGUACAUUGACCAGGUGAAAGGCUCAAUUACAGAUAGGAUUGAAAUUUCUGCACAGAAUUCUUGGGUGGGAAAAGGUGGGGCUUUCACGGGAGAAAUCAGUGUGGAACAACUCAAAGACCUUGGAUGCAAGUGGGUUAUUCUUGGGCACUCAGAGCGAAGACAUAUUAUUGGAGAAAAAGAUGAUUUUAUAGGAAAGAAAGCUGCUUAUGCUUUGAGUGAGGGUCUUGGAGUGAUAGCAUGCAUUGGUGAACUCUUAGAAGAGAGGGAAGCUGGGAAAACUUUCGAUGUUUGUUACCAGCAAUUGAAGGCUUUUGCAGAUGCAGUGCCUAGUUGGGACAAUAUCGUGAUUGCAUAUGAACCUGUAUGGGCCAUUGGAACUGGUAAAGUGGCCACACCCCAGCAGGCUCAGGAAGUACAUGUAGCUGUUCGUGAUUGGCUCAAAAACAAUGUUUCUGCGGAAGUUGCAUCCAAAAUCAGAAUUAUUUAUGGAGGGUCUGUAAAUGGGGGCAACUGUGCUGAGCUUGCAAAGCAAGAAGAUAUCGAUGGAUUUCUUGUUGGCGGUGCUUCGUUAAAGGGUCCUGAGUUUGCUACCAUUGUCAAUUCAGCUACUGAAAAGAAGGUCGCCGCUUGAUUACUUACUGUGGUUUUGGAAAUAAGAGCGCAUUAAGGACAAAGACUUGAUAAUCUUAUAUAUGACAAUAAUAUGGAGUGUAUUAUAACAGUUUCAUCCCAAUCAAUCUUUGUUGUAAUUUUCUAUGGCAUAGUAGAAAAAGCAUGGUCGCAGUUUUCCAAUGAGCUUGUAUUCUCUUGUAACGAUUAGAGAUAAUUAAGCAUUUUAAAGGGCAAUAAAUGUUAUUCAAUAAA